GAAUCCACAGUCGAAAAACCUCCUCUACCUCUUUGCCAGCGAUCUUACUGUUGUGUGUUGGAAAACGAGUGAUGUAUACUAUGUGAAAUUACUCAGAUGUUCAUAGUUCCCUAGUUGAUGCUAUGAAAUUCUCCGAUGCACAUUGUGCUUGCCCUGCUGGAACGACUCUAUAAGUAGGCUGGGCUGGAAUGCAAGCUGCGUAUGAAAUCAUAAUUUAAACAACGUUACAUGACGUAGGAGUAUGAGAAGUCUCCAGAGAGAAACCACCUUUUUUGAACGCGCUCGGCUCAAUUCACGGCCAUUUGCGCAAUUCCUCGCGUACGUGAACUGGGGAUGAAUUCCUAACGAAGCUCGAGAGACCCUGAAGAAAUGGCGCUGACCGUAUCCUCGGCCCGUGUUUUCAACGGAAACGUGGGAAAAGAGGGCUACACCUCUGGCACUGCGGCUUCAACAGGCUCCAAAUGUCACUGUUGCCCCUUUGGCUACCACAUUGAUCUGGAUUUCGUUGAAUAUUGUGAAGCAGUUGCAGCUGGAACUGUCGGGGACAGAUCUACCCUAGAGCGUCGCAAGAAGCGAGAAAAACGGAGGCAAUGCCAGUCCAUGGAGAUCCUGUUAGGCCUGGCCAAUCCCGUUCUGAGCGAUAUUGAAACAGAAUUAUCCCAAUUAUCGCCAAACCCGGCUAUCUCGCCCAGGAACAAUCUAGUGACCUUGCCAAGGCCAGGUCACACUGGUCGAUCAACAGGGAAUGUGGAGAAGUCAACGGCCAGGGACUUGAAUGAUGCCAUCGGCGAUUUUGAGGCGACCCUCAAAAGACUCUCAAAACCCUCCAAGAAGAAUAAUCGGUAUAAGAACGAGGUUGAGACCGAUGGAACAUCACCGAUAUCCCCCCUCCACAAUGCUGCUCACGUGGAUCGAGCCAUGGAUUUUGAUAACGCAAGCAUUGGAAGUGGAAAUUCAAAUCACAGCACUGGAACUCUCCAGAACAUUAGGGAGCAAAUGGCGGUAUCGCUGGAACGAAUGCGGGAAUUGGAAGAGCAAGUUAAAGCUAUACCAAUAUUACAGGUUCAAGUGUCAAUCCUGAAGGAUGAGAAGCGUAAUCUGCAGAGCCAAGUGCAGGAACUCAACCGAACAAGACUGAGCGAAAUAAACGAUCAGAGAUUGAGAAGCCAAUCGCUCUCGGAGCGACAUUGUCCCCGAAAUUCAAGCGCUACCCGAGACAUGGGCACAAUGUGCGGCAUCAUGACACGAGACGUUGGUGUAUCUCAUCAGCAGAUUCGUACACGCGAUGUGGGAAUGGUGACAAGCACACCAAUCCAACCGUUCGGUGAUCCUAAAUCGAGGGAGUUCGCAGCCCUGAGGAUCGACGAGAGGGACUUGGAUCGCAGACAAAAUCUAUCCCCAAACCUGACGCGAAGUACAAAGUUAUCGUUUUCAGGGAGUGACACUUGCAGUUUGUCCAGACUCUCGAGGAGCAGUGAAACAAGUGAGGGCACUUCACCUGAAGUGUGCCGGAAUAAUUCACUGGGGAGAGGGCCAUUAAAGGUGGAGAGUAUUCUGCCGGAUUUGAAGCAGCUCAAAGACUGCUCAACCAGUACAGACAAGCCUCGAAGAACGACGUCCUCCAUUGGUACUGGAACGUCAUUGAUGAUGAAAGACGUUUACACGUCUGACGACAUAGCUUUCAUCGUUGAAGAUGCCAUCAAAACGUACAAACAAGCUGUGAAGAAGGCGACAUCGACGCAAGGAGUUCAGUGCAGUUUGCAGAGCCCAAUGAAAAAGCAUCAGGAGACGCAGGUGUCAGAGCCAUUCAGAAUGAAAUCAAAUGUCGGAGUCACAGCGAAACCCAGGACUACAGAGGUGGGGACUGAGGUGGGACCUGGACCUGGGACAAGGUCAAUCGCCACUGGACCCGAUCCCAUCUCGAUUCAGACGAUUUCACUGAACUCAAUGAACUUACGGAGCCACUCGUUCAAUUAUGGUGACACAAAACCAAAACGUAAAACCAGUAAAUCCAUCGGUCUCAACGUUGAAGGCCUCAUCAGAACUACAGCGAGAAGCACUGACACCACAGGUCUCACCCCGAAAACCCGUGAAUUUGGCACCUCCCCAAUCAAAAAGAAAUUCGUGGAUGUUUCGGUUGGGGACUCUCUCAAACCACACAUUGCUAUAUCGUGCGCUGCUAAUUACUGUGACAACUGCAAAGAAACGAUUAAAUCACUUGCCAAACAGAUGUCCAGCAGCACUGAGAGUCAUUAUAAAAAUGUUGAGAGUCAGAGCGCAAAUGUCACGUCUAAAAUACCACGACCUUCUCACAUUCCCCUCAACACGCAAGAUUUUAGAAGGCAAUUCAAGAGACAAGACACUUAUACCAAAAUUCCCACUGGGGUCAUUCGGUAUGAUGCUGAUAACAGGGAGAACUAUGAGAUGAGCAGCAAUAAACUUGAACGACUCGAGGCCGAGGAAAGCCGCGAGGAGAAUAAAAAAUCCGCCCUAUCACCACCUGAGAAGGAAGUCCACAAAGAAGAGAAGCUCCCCGACUCGGCCCUCUUCGAGCCAAUAAGAGACAAAUCUCGAGUGAAGAAAGAGCCCUCCAAAGAAAUGCGAGCCGCCCUGAAAGUGCUCAACGACAAUCUGCGAAAAUCCCCGAGUAAAAACAUCUCCCAUCAAACGAAGAAUGCAGCGAACAUAAUCCAACAGGAGUGGUUCAACAUAUCGAGUACAGUGACAGCAAAUCCCCUGGACGUCGAGGACUACCUCGACUGUUUCGAAGAAUACUCAAGCUAUCUCCUCGAGUACAUCGUCAACAUGACUGAUUCAAGUGGCAACACAGCAAUGCACUAUGCCGUGUCCCACGGUAAUUUCGACGUCGUCUCGAUUCUGCUGGACUCCAAGGUCUGUGACAUCAACAAGGCCAAUGUGGCUGGAUACACAGCAGUGAUGCUUGCAGCACUGGCUGAAGUGAGGAAUUCCACGCAUGCAUCAGUGGCCAACAGGCUCUUUCAGCUCGCAGAUGUCAACAUCAGGGCGAAAUUACAUGGGCAAACAGCUCUUAUGCUUGCUGUCUCACACGGACGUAAGGACAUGACGCAUCUGCUGUUGGAGGCUGGUGCAGCUGUCAACAUUCAGGACGAGGAUGGCAGUACAGCUCUCAUGUGCGCUGCUGAACACGGCCACACAGACAUCGUCAGGAUGCUGCUGUCUCAUCCUGAUUGUGACUCGUCAAUUACCGACGUCGAUGGCAGCUCAGCACUGAAAAUAGCCCUUGAGGCUGGCCACCGUGACAUUGGCAUUUUGCUUUACGCCCACGAGCACGUUAAUCGAGGCACAAGUCCCUACUCAUCCGUGAGGAGAAGUCGAAGGGGCUCCAAGCCCACAACACCCACCGGGCCAUCGCCGUCAGCACCAGCAAGUCCUGCACCUUCUCGUCGAUUUCACACAGCCAACACCACUUCCAAAUAUUCAGCGAAGUAAAUUCAUCUCAUUGUUUCUCAACAACAUCUCUAUUUUUCUAUAAAAUUUUAUAUGGAACGUAGACUGUUUGCGUUUCUCAAGAGGAGAAAACUAGUCACUCAUCUUUCUCACACCGGGGAUUAGCAGUUUUCUCUCAGGGUGCUGGAUUAUUAAAUCUCUUGGUGCUGUAUUCUACAUUUUCUCGAGAGAGACUCGGUAAAUUCCCAUUCUCUGUACUCAUUCGAUGUGAUAUUUUCACGAUACAUUCGACUUGUCGAUUGGAACGGGGAGAUUUUUACGAAAACUUAUUAGUUGUUGUCUUCCAAAUGCCAAAUUGCGGGUUGGAAGGGGGAGAAUUUUAUUCAACAUUCCAUGUGAUGGGAAAAAGCUCAAAAUAGAAAUUUUACACUGGCCUAAGGGGUUCCUGCUGACCUUUGGGGGUUUAUUGUCGGUUUUUUUCCCUUCAUCGUUCAUUGAAAUUUCUUUCUCUUGUCGUUGGCGAUGGCUGAGGGGGGGAGCAGGAAGGAAAGCGAAGGGAAUUGAGGUACAUGUAUGAGAAAGUUUGAGAAAACAUUCGAGCGCUUCCUCCAAGAAAUUGUAUUAGAGUUCUAUUUGAAAAUUCUGUUUGUUCAUUGCGCCAAUUCUAUUGAAAAUCAUGUCAUUUUCACGU
Molecule: messenger RNA, 4120 nt
Organism: Diachasma alloeum
Lineage: Eukaryota; Metazoa; Arthropoda; Insecta; Hymenoptera; Braconidae
Gene: Kank
Product: KN motif and ankyrin repeat domain-containing protein 2
Exons: 10
Coding region: 370-3471 (1033 amino acids)
Biological process (GO): negative regulation of actin filament polymerization
Cellular component (GO): cytoplasm; cytoskeleton
Molecular function (GO): protein binding
Source: RefSeq, a predicted model, not a curated record